GUCAGACGCUGUAACUGCACCGUGUGCAUGAGGACAGUCGAAGAUGGCGACAGGAGUCCUUCACAGAGUCAGCGGUGGUCUGGGUCGGGCUAAAAGCAGGGCCCAGUCGGCCGGACAGCUCGUCGUAUGGAGCAGGGGAUUUGCAGCAUCAAGCAGCAGAAACGGAAAGGACAGCUGGUUCAAGUCACUGUUUGUGAGGAAAGUUGAUCCCAGGAAAGACACACACGCCAACCUACUGACCAAAAAUGAGGAAAAUAAUCUGUACAAAAUUCAGUUCCAUAAUGUCAAGCCAGAGUGCCUGGAUGCAUACAACAAACUGUGCGAGGAUGUUUUGCCCUCCAUCCAUGCUGAUAAGUACUACCCCUGUGAGCUGGUGGGCACCUGGAAUACCUGGUAUGGAGAACAAGACCAGGCUGUUCAUCUGUGGCGUUACAGAGGUGGAUACCCGGCUCUAACAGAGGUGAUGAACAAGCUCAAGCAGAACAAGGAGUUCACAGCGUACAGGAAGGAGCGGGGUAAGAUGCUGAUGUCUCGCAGAAAUCAGCUCCUGUUGGAGUUCAGCUUCUGGAACGAGCCGGUGCCCCGAGAGGGCCCCAACAUCUACGAGCUCAGGUCCUACCAGCUCAGGCCAGGAACCAUGAUCGAGUGGGGUAAUUACUGGGCCAGAGCCAUCGGAUACCGCCAGCACAACAGAGAAGCUGUGGGAGGGUUUUUCUCACAGAUCGGCAAUCUCUAUAUGGUCCAUCACCUCUGGGCUUACAAAGACCUUCAGUCCAGAGAAGACACAAGGAAUGGUGCCUGGCAGCAGGAGGGCUGGGAUGAGGUGGUGUAUUACACAGUUCCUCUCAUUCAACAUAUGGAUUCCAGGAUCAUGAUCCCGACAAAGGCUUCCCCACUGAAGUGAACGAGAGCCGAGCUGGAGGCUGAAACAGAGUGGCACCCCUUGUGAAUGUUACAUCCAUCCAGAGCAUCACUAUCAUGGUUUCAACUUCCUGUUAGUGCUGCCAAACAACAUCCCUUCUGUUUUCUUGUCCUUACGUCACGACUUCCAAGAUGUCACCAGGACAGUGGAGGCAACAAUGCCUACCAUGUAUAAAUAUAUGAAAAUAUCCAAUAUCAGUUACAGGCCUUGGCGAUGCACAACUUCUUUUUGGGUUCUGGAGCAGGACGAGUAAAUUUGGCCAAUUUAAACCGCCUCGAUGGUCGUCUGGUGCCACAUUAACACUGGUCCACAGAGAGCUAAUCUCGAACCAAAGUUACUUGAAAAGACAAGCAGCUGUGUGUAAGUGUUAGAGCAUAUAGGAGGAAUAGUGCUGCUGACGUACUCUGCACAAUGCAGCAGCUUUUUAUUUAUUUAUUGUAAAUUUGGAACACAUAUGUCAUAAGUGUGCUGAGGAGGAGCACUUUGAUGCAAGCCAUGCCAUAGCUGAGUGAAGUGAGAGAACGCAUCUGUAUAUUCAUGAAUACUGUAGACCAUAAAGUGGUAUAUAAUGUAAACCUCAUUUUAUAUUUGACUGAGUUCAACAAACUGCUCCGUUCAGUUGCUUUUUCUUGACGUUCCUGGGUUCCCCGUCAUGGUAUUGUUACGGUUUCAUGGUGCUGUGUGUGUAUCUAUGGCUUCUACCUUUUCUUUUCUUGUAAAGACAGCAUGCCUGGUUUUGAAAACAGGUUUUUAUCCAACAAGACAAAUGUUAUCUAUCAGUGGCUGAGUGAUCCGGCUGCUGCAUACUGUAAUAUCAGAAUUUAAUGUUAAAGGAAGCAUGUUUAUCUUGUCGUUUUGUUCUUCAGUUCAGAGGGGAGCAGUGGAUAGUAAGGACAAGUACGCCAACACAGAAUAAAGCGGUUCAGACAACA
Epinephelus lanceolatus (giant grouper) is the source of this 1854-nucleotide messenger RNA. It is a transcript of the gene nipsnap2, whose product is annotated as nipsnap homolog 2. The record is from RefSeq and is a predicted model, not a curated record. NCBI's taxonomy places the organism in Eukaryota, Metazoa, Chordata, Actinopteri, Perciformes, Serranidae. Gene Ontology annotation, cellular component: mitochondrion.